Linepithema humile (Argentine ant) is the source of this 469-nucleotide messenger RNA. The record is from RefSeq and is a predicted model, not a curated record. Lineage: Eukaryota; Metazoa; Arthropoda; Insecta; Hymenoptera; Formicidae.
UUUUCGGGAUACCGUCUCAGCAGUCACGUGCACGGCGCUUAUACGAAAAAUUGAGAAAUCAUGCCACCCAAGGCGAGCGGCAAAGCUGUGAAGAAAGCCGGAAAGGCUCAGAAGAAUAUUAGCAAGACCGACAAGAAGAAGAAGAGGAAAAGGAAGGAGAGUUACGCUAUUUAUAUAUACAAAGUGUUGAAGCAAGUACAUCCGGAUACUGGAAUUUCUAGCAAAGCUAUGAGCAUCAUGAACAGUUUUGUUAAUGAUGUGUUUGAGCGAAUUGCUGCUGAAGCAUCACGUUUGGCGCAUUACAAUAAACGAUCAACUAUUACUUCUCGGGAAAUCCAAACUGCUGUUAGGCUUUUGCUACCUGGAGAAUUGGCUAAACACGCUGUGAGUGAAGGUACUAAGGCUGUCACCAAAUACACCAGCUCUAAGUAAAUUAUCUGAGGACAACGGCCCUUAUCAGGGCCACAAA